Urocitellus parryii (Arctic ground squirrel) is the source of this 4143-nucleotide messenger RNA. The record is from RefSeq and is a predicted model, not a curated record. Lineage: Eukaryota; Metazoa; Chordata; Mammalia; Rodentia; Sciuridae.
GUUUCUUCUUCGGCGCGGGUCAGAGGUGAGGGAUGGGCGGCCUGCGCGGGCCUAGGUGAAUAACUGCCCCGAGGUGUGUUCCCUGUGGCGCGAGUUUAAGAAGCCGGCUUAGGUCUCUGCUGUGUGCCUUGGCGAAACUCCGCCCUCUUGGUCUUCGGGCCUACAGUUAGCUGGGUCCUUGGCCCCCUUCAGUAGCCGUCCUUGCCCUGCUCCCGUCUCUCCUCUUUYCAGGCGAGGCCAGACUCAGUUUUCUCCCACCGAUACCCCUCUCCUUACCUGGAAGGAAAGCAGGCUGUGGUCUCGGUGAUGGCAGGGUUGCUUCCUGAAGUAGCGAAAGUGCCUUAGCGUCCCUUCCGCCUCCUUUGAGCUCCGAAACUCUGGAAAUAAGGAAAACGGCUAUCAUCUUAUGCCAAGAUGUCAGGAAUCGGAAAUAAAAGAGCAGCUGGUGAGCCAGGCACAUCCAUGCCUCCAGAGAAGAAGGCAGCUGUUGAAGAUUCAGGGACCACAGUGGAAACAAUUAAGCUAGGGGGUGUCUCUUCAACGGAGGAGUUAGACAUUCGAACACUACAAACAAAAAAUCGCAAGCUAGCAGAAAUGCUCGAUCAGCGUCAGGCCAUCGAAGAUGAACUUCGGGAGCACAUUGAAAAACUAGAACGACGACAGGCCACUGAUGAUGCUUCAYUGUUGAUUGUCAACCGGUACUGGAGUCAGUUCGAUGAAAACAUCCGUAUCAUCCUUAAACGUUAUGAUCUGGAGCAGGGUUUAGGAGAUCUACUCACAGAAAGGAAAGCCCUUGUUGUGCCGGAACCAGAACCUGACUCUGAUAGCAAUCAGGAACGCAAAGAUGACCGAGAGAGAGGGGAAGGGCAAGAGCCAGCUUUCUCUUUCCUUGCUACUUUGGCCAGCAGUUCCAGUGAAGAGAUGGAGUCUCAGCUGCAGGAGCGUGUGGAGUCCUCCCGGCGAGCUGUGUCCCAGAUUGUGACUGUUUAUGAUAAAUUGCAAGAAAAAGUGGAGCUCUUAUCCCGGAAACUAAACAGUGGAGAUAAUCUGAUAGUAGAUGAAGCAGUACAGGAACUGAAUUCCUUCCUCGUGCAAGAGAAUAUGAGGCUACAGGAACUGACAGACCUCCUUCAGGAGAAGCAUUGCACCAUGUCUCAGGAGUUCUCUAAGUUGCAGAGUAAAGUGGAGACAGCGGAGUCACGGGUAUCUGUCCUGGAGUCUAUGAUUGAUGAUCUGCAGUGGGAUAUUGACAAAAUUCGUAAGAGGGAACAGCGACUCAACCGACACUUGGCAGAAGUCCUAGAACGGGUGAAUUCAAAAGGCUAUAAGGUAUAUGGAGCAGGAAGCAGUCUCUAUGGUGGCACAAUCACUAUCAAUGCCCGGAAGUUUGAGGAAAUGAAUGCAGAGCUUGAAGAGAACAAAGAGUUGGCCCAGAACCGUCACUGUGAGCUGGAGAAACUUCGACAAGACUUUGAGGAGGUCACUACCCAGAAUGAAAAGUUGAAGGUGGAAUUGCGGAGUGCAGUGGAGGAGGUGGUUAAGGAAACUCCAGAAUAUCGUUGCAUGCAGUCACAGUUCUCUGUUCUGUACAAUGAGAGCCUACAGUUGAAAGCUCACUUGGAUGAGGCUCGGACCCUGCUUCAUGGCACCAGGGGAACCCACCAGCGCCAGGUUGAACUCAUUGAGCAAACAUGCCCUAUAAACCGGGAAAUGCGCCACCUUAUCAGUAGCCUCCAGAAUCACAAUCACCAGCUGAAAGGGGAGGUCCUAAGGUAUAAACGGAAGUUGAGAGAAGCCCAGUCUGAUCUGAACAAGACACGUCUGCGCAGUGGCAGUGCCCUCCUGCAGUCUCAGUCUAGUACAGAGGAUGCCAAGGAUGAACCUGCAGAGUUAAAACAAGAUUCUGAGGACUUACCAACCCAGUCCUCAGCACUGAAAACCUCUCAGGAGGAUGUCAAUGAAAUUAAAUCCAAACGGGAUGAGGAAGAGCGAGAACGAGAAAGGAGGGAGAAAGAAAGGGAGCGAGAAAGAGAACGAGAGAAGGAAAAGGAGAGAGAACGAGAGAAGCAGAAACUGAAAGAAUCAGAAAAAGAAAGAGAUUCUGCUAAGGAUAAGGAAAAAGGAAAACAUGAUGAUGGAAGGAAAAAGGAAGCAGAAAUUAUCAAACAAUUGAAGAUUGAACUCAAGAAGGCACAAGAGAGCCAAAAGGAGAUGAAAUUGUUGCUAGAUAUGUACCGCUCUGCCCCGAAGGAACAGAGAGACAAAGUUCAACUAAUGGCAGCAGAGAAGAAGUCUAAGGCAGAGUUGGAAGAUCUAAGGCAAAGACUCAAGGAUCUAGAAGAUAAGGAGAAGAAAGAAAACAAGAAAAUGGCUGAUGAGGAUGCCUUGAGGAAGAUUCGGGCAGUAGAAGAGCAGAUUGAAUACCUGCAGAAAAAACUGGCCAUGGCCAAGCAGGAAGAAGAAGCUCUGCUCUCUGAGAUGGAUGUCACAGGCCAAGCCUUUGAAGACAUGCAGGAACAAAAUAUCCGUUUGAUGCAGCAGUUGCGAGAAAAGGAUGAUGCAAAUUUUAAACUCAUGUCAGAGCGUAUCAAGUCUAAUCAGAUCCAUAAAUUACUCAAAGAAGAGAAGGAGGAACUGGCAGACCAGGUUUUGACUCUGAAGACUCAGGUUGAUGCCCAGUUACAGGUAGUAAGGAAACUGGAAGAGAAGGAGCACUUAUUGCAAAGCAACAUUGGCACAGGGGAGAAGGAGCUGGGUCUUAGGACCCAAGCCUUGGAGAUGAAUAAACGUAAGGCAAUGGAGGCAGCCCAACUUGCAGAUGAACUCAAAGCACAACUUGAGUUGGCGCAGAAGAAGCUCCAUGAUUUUCAGGAUGAGAUUGUGGAGAACAGUGUCACCAAAGAAAAGGACAUGUUCAAUUUCAAACGAGCCCAGGAGGACAUCUCGAGACUUCGAAGGAAGCUGGAGACCACAAAGAAACCAGAUAAUGUGCCCAAGUGUGAUGAGAUUCUGAUGGAGGAAAUUAAGGAUUAUAAGGCUCGUCUGACCUGUCCAUGCUGCAAUAUGCGCAAAAAGGAUGCUGUACUUACCAAGUGUUUUCAUGUUUUCUGYUUUGAGUGUGUGAAAACACGCUAUGACACCCGCCAGCGCAAAUGUCCCAAGUGUAAUGCUGCUUUUGGUGCCAAUGAUUUUCAUCGAAUCUACAUUGGUUGAUUCAAGUCAAGAGAAGAAGAGGAGCUGGCUAGACAGGCACUUAUUCAUUAACCACCAAACCUCUACCUCUUCUCACCUUGACAGUUUAUCUGUCAACUCCCAUUCCUCCAUAGACUUUACGUCCAGGCUCUCUGCUCAAAUAGCUAGAUGACUUUAGGGGAAAGGAUUGGUAAAUGCAAGCCUUGGGUUAUAGAAUGAAUUAGAAACAAAUGAAGAAACAGUUGACUCAUAUUUGACCCAUAUUUGUCUUGCCUAUCAGCUUUAUUUCCAGCUUUUAGACUUUUCAACAUUUUUGGGCAGAGGUGGGCCCAUUGUAUCAUCUUGGAUUAUGCAUUCCUCCAAAAGAAAUCAAGUUGGUAUUUUUGACAAGGAGAAGGGAACAAAGACUGGAAAUGUGUUAUUUUGAGGGAGUGGCCUUUAAGAAAUAAGCUAUCUGUGGGCACAUACUUUUCUUAAUUUGGGUAGUUAACUUUUUCUAAACUUGAAUUAUAAAAUGAUAUAAUUGCGCUAUUCUUUCCUGGAUGGUUUGAAACCUUAAUGAAAUUAUAUCCAGGAUAAUUUAGUCCAUUUCCCAUUUACUUGCAAAAUAACUUUUAAGGUCAGCUGGCUUUCUUACUAAGUUAUUUAAGUUUCAAAUGUUCAACAUCUAAAAGUCUUUAAAUUUCUUAAGGCCAGAAUAAUUUCAAGUAAUAUAGACACUUUUGCCUUCUAAUGAAAUAAAAAUUGGAGAUGAGGAAUAGAACUGAAGUGGUAAAGAGACCUUCUGGGUAUUCUGGGAAAUUGAUACAGAGAGGCUUUGGUGAGCUAUGAAUUUACUCUCAACCUCCUCUCAAUAGGAGUUUUGUGAKCCCUGUUUUCCAGAAGAUUCUGUAUAAUCUUUCUGUAGGACUUUGUACUCUACAAGCUUCAAUUAAAGCAGGAUUCAGUUUG